AUGAAGAUUUUCUCUACACAACACACAUUUGCCUAUGACUGGGAACAUGUUUCCUGUGCAAACUGGAAGAAAUACCCUAACGAAAUGUCUACUCAUGUGGUGGCAGUCGAUGUUCUUCGUCGCGAAAUCGAUUCCACAACGGGCGUUCUGCGAACUGAAAGAUUGAUUACUUGUAAACAGGCCAUUCCUUCUUGGGUUCUAGCCCUUGUUGGUGGCACUGAUGUGUCAUAUGUUCGAGAGGUGUCUGAAGUGGACCCUAAAUCAAGAAGCUUGACCCUGCGUUCGGUCAACCUGACCAUGAAUCAACUGCUCACUGUCUACGAAACUGUGAACUAUACUCCAGAUCCAGCCAAUCCUAAACAAGCCACUUUGUUCAAUCAAGAGGCACAAAUCACAGCCUAUGCUUCGUUCCGCCGACUGUGUAGCAAGAUCGAGGAUUGGACUGUGGACAGAUUUGGCCAAAACGCCGCCCUUGGAAAGAAGGGGUUUGAGAGUGUAUUGUCACAGGUCGCUCAAAAGGUUCAAGACGGCGUGUUCCGCGAGAACCUAGCCAAGUCUGCCUAA
Molecule: messenger RNA, 564 nt
Organism: Sugiyamaella lignohabitans
Lineage: Eukaryota; Fungi; Ascomycota; Dipodascomycetes; Dipodascales; Trichomonascaceae
Gene: UPS2
Product: Ups2p
Exons: 1
Coding region: 1-564 (187 amino acids)
Biological process (GO): phospholipid transport
Cellular component (GO): mitochondrial intermembrane space
Molecular function (GO): phosphatidic acid transfer activity
Source: RefSeq, a predicted model, not a curated record